Messenger RNA from Nothobranchius furzeri (turquoise killifish), 10727 nucleotides. RefSeq lists its product as uncharacterized. NCBI's taxonomy places the organism in Eukaryota, Metazoa, Chordata, Actinopteri, Cyprinodontiformes, Nothobranchiidae. The record is from RefSeq and is a predicted model, not a curated record. Gene Ontology annotation, molecular function: nucleic acid binding; zinc ion binding.
CCAGCGGUCAAUGGGCCAUCAGGCGGGGUACACCCUGGACAGACAGCCAGUCCAGAGACACCCAAUCAUGCACAAUCAUGCACACACACACACACACACCUAAGGACAAUUUAGACAGACCAAUCAACCUAACAGUCAUGUUUUUGGACGGUGGGAGGAAGCCGGAGUACCCGGAGAGAACCCACGCAUGCACAGGGAGAACAUGCUAACUCCAUGCAGAAAGAUCCCAGGCCGGGAAGCGAACCCAGGACCUUCUUGCUACAAGGCAACAGCUCUAACCACUGCGCAGCCAUUUUUAUAGUCGGUGACAAAUAUUAAUUUUAAUAACCAAUUAUAAAUUUGAAAACACGACAUUUUCUGAACCCAAUACAAUAAACGUGUCAAAUAGAAAGAAGCCUGUUAAAAAAAAACUUAUUGCACAACGGCGGCUCACCUGUCUCGGUACUCGCUACCACAUGUUAUGUCAGUCUUGGAUUUGCUAUAAAAAUAUAACACAUAAAACAGUUUUUCAUAGCAUUGACAAGGACCGCCAUCAGGUACAGACGGUGCUGCAGGCCUGGUGCAUGCUAGUUUGAAGAGGACAAAUCUCCAGGAUCAUUCUCAGCGACGACGCCUACUGAAGUCUGUUGGUGUGAAGCACAGAGCAGCUGCAUCCUCCUGACUUGUUCAGAUGACUGAUUUCGUCUCUACUGACUGUUAAAUGUGUUGCUGAGUGAAUGCCUGGAUUCUAAAAGCUCAGUGGAUUUUGGUCCAAUUUUCCCACCCUGACAUAAAGAUCUCGUUGGAAUUCGAUUGAAGGAAAAGAGCAAGUUUUAGACUCAAUAGCUGACUAAAGAGCAAACCAAACAAAGUGAUGCUGUGUAUUUUCCCUGGCCAUAAGGGGCAGUACAUACCUAAAUCACUGCAAGCAAGCGGUGCUUUUGUGUUUGAGUAAGAUCUUCCCUACGGAUGGCCAUUAGGGUCAAAUAUCCUUGGGAAUGCAACCUCCAGCAAAAUGACAAUCACUGGCAACGAGUGAAGAGGUAAAUGUGUAAAACGUUUAUGAAUGGUGAAAGUUUUGUAACCGUUUGUUACAAAUCAGUAAUUGCAUUUGUCCUCACAGGCUCCCGUAGAAUGGCGUCGCCCAGAGACUUCGACCCGCUCGCAUGUAUUUUAGACCCGAUUUUUAUGGUUGCAUUUUACAAAGCCGCCAAUAUUUUUCUACAAUCGACUCGAGCAUCAUUUAAUUCACUUUCAACAACAUUUAGAAGAAUAUUUCCAGAGAUUAAUGGUAAAAACUACACAUGGUCAAAUUUCAACUAUUCCUACAUGCCUUUAUUAUUGUGAUAUUGUCAUUUUCAUUUAAAGUUCUGGGAGUGGACGUCACUUCUCCUGGCAGGCAACAGUUCAAAUCGAAUGGCGCCAUCUUGGCAGGCAGUUGCCCGCAGUUGGGCUAUUGUUAUUUGCAGAAAACCCAAACUAGAAACGGUAAAUAUGGGAGGUACCUGUUGUGCCCCAGGAUGCCACAGCAGACGCGGACGAGGUAAGGGAAGAGCUGAACUCCCAAAAGAUCCGGAACACAGCAAACAUUGGAUCAUUGCAAUAAAACGCGCUAGGUACCAGGCUAAAACGAAACUGUGGGAUCCCGGGAGCAAAGGUUUUGGCUAACGCAGCGACCAUGUCAUGCUUUUAUUACGAUUCUUAGCGGGCUUCCUAAACUUAUAUUGACAUGUCUUAUUGCUCAUAGCAAUAAGUAAAAACCACGUAAAACUUUGCCCGAUCAUUCGUGGUUUCUGCUGUUUACGUAUCCCUCCUGGCUUUUGUAUGCUCUUAGCGAUGCUCCGGAGUAGGACGAGGGAAACCCAAUAAGGACAUUUUAAAUGUCAGGGUAUCUCAAAUCCAAACCAAACAAUGAUAGAAAACAGAUGGACUUUUUUUAUGUUUGGAUUUUUUCAUGAAGGCAGUAGAGACACAUCACAAAAGGAUGCAACAUUUGUGUUUUGCAUAAACCAGGGUAUCUGCAGGUUUAAGGGAGCCAAAUUUAAGACUUUUUAAGACCUUUUUUAAGGCCACUUUGACCAAAUUUAAGCUAUUUUUAAAAUUAAAUUUAAGCUAUAAUUUCCAGCUAUUGCCUGGAACCGGUGCUAACCACAUCGUGAACGUGGGAUUAGCCAUCCAGUUACCAUUCAACUUGCACUUCCCCAUGGCGCAAGCUCCCACUAGCUUAACCAGCUAAUGUGCUCAUCUGAAAAAUAGCCCCCUUUCACAACCAACUGAAUGUGUACGGUUCCGCUUACGCCAACAUCACACACAAAAAAUGCUGAACACCAACUAGAAAUUCAUGAAAUUUUUAUAGAAAUAAAAGAAUCUUGUUUAUUGGGUCUUUGGUAAUUUAAGACCUUUGGAAACUGGAUUUAAGGAUUAUUUGUCAUUUUUAAGGAUUUUCAAGGCCUUAAAUUUGGAAAAGCAAAUUUAAGACUUUUUAAGGACCCGCGGAUACCCUGAUAAACGGUCCCUUUAAUCUGUUAGAGAAAAAGGCAGCAGACGUUUUGUGUCGGCAAAUCAGAGAGCUUGGACUUUCCUUGCCUGUGGGGUGCAGAAGAAGGGUCUGACCUUCUGCGUCACAGCUGAGUACAUCUGGGACAGUUGCUCCUAAAGAGACUAUUUUCUGUUUAUGGAACAAUGAUCAUUGCUGAUGUGUUGGAAUUGGGUUAACACACACCUGUAUGCUCCAGACCUCUCCAGUUCUGUCCAGUGUUCUGAGUAUAUCUGCAUGGGUGUAAUUUUAUUUAUGCUUGAGUUGCAUCUAUGCAGGUAUUAUUAAUUGUAUUUUGUACAUUAGCUCAACAAAUAUAUUUUAGUGACUAAUCCCUGGCCUUAUCUGUGCAGCCCAGUGGAGUCAUGGUGCUGGAAUGCAGCAUGAAGUAAUGCACAUUCAUGAUAACAUGUAUGUACACAAAUCUAUGAGGCUCCUGAGUCCUGAUAACAGGUUGGCGCCACAUUGAUAUCGUUAGACGGGGUGAAUGAUUAUAAAUCUCCACUCUCCAUGCUGUGGCUCCCACCUCUGCUCUUCAUCUCACUCAUCCUCCUCCAAGCUCAGAGUUACCAGACAGAUCUCUGCUGCUUUUCUUGUGUCAGAGUGAUGGAAAGGGGUUAUCAGCCUGUACACCCCCGUCUUCUAUUCCUCCUCUAGGGACAAGGCCUAGGAAUAAGAGUCUGAAUUAUUAUUGUGCCUUUAGUUGAAGUAGAGCUGUUAUUUUGAUGAACAACGGGUGUUUUUUAUGCAUUUGUGACUGUCAAAGUGUUGGACCGAGACAGGGUUGGACACAGCUACAGAUGGAGCUGGAAGCUGGAGUGGACUUAACCGUUGCUUUGAUGUGAUGAUGGGACCUGGUUUUAGACUAGACGUGACAAAUCUCGUGUUGACAAGAAUACAUUUUUGAGUUUCCACAGAAUAAAUCUUCACCAAAAUUGUGUAGCAGUGAUCAGCAGAAUCAGUGCCGCAGAACCCAGACUAAAACUGCCAACAUCCUGCUAUAGUUUUCGGAUAUUUUUCCUGCUCCACCACAGCUGAAUGGAGUAGAUUAAUCAUCUCCUUACCACAUUUAACUCUGCACAAAACUGCUCAUUACUCAUUUCAAUCAGGUGUGUAGGAGCAAACAAAUAAAUAAAACAGCUAACAUGUGCAAGAUGGUAGCCCUGGAGGAUUGGAGUUGGGGACCCCUGCACCAGCCUGAACAUGGGAGAUGUUUGAGAUAGAAAACCCAUCCUGCCCUCUUCAGGAUAUCCUACAGAGGCAGAGGAGCUCUAUUGUCAUUUAUACGAUUCCAAGUAAACAUCUGUAUCAGUUAACCGUCAUCAGCAAAAGCAGAAACUGAGGACUAUAUAUACUGGAUGCCUUGAUUUCAGAGUACAUGUACCGGGUGCAAGUAGUAGAGCAGAAUCAAGGGAACAGAGGGAGGAAAAAAGCUAGUCGAAAUAGAAACGUAAAUAAAAGACAGAAAACAAAAAACUACAAACAAAAUUGAAAGUUUUAAUUCACUUGAUCUUCAAUAAAUAAGUUGCAGUCUCCAGAAUGAAUGGAUGGAGAAGUGGAAGGCAGAAAAUGAGAGGAUUAUACGUCUUCCUCUUCAAAGGUACCCUAGGAUUCAAAACCACUUCACUUGUUUAAUGAAGACAGCCUGUGGUAUCUGAUGCAGUGUACCAAAAGCCUGUGCCGUCUCCGAACUGCUUUCCUGUGUAAAUUAAAAACGCGGGAAUGGCCACGGAGAAACAGUUCGUUCUGAGAAAAGCUGGUUGAGCUUAGAAGCAACCUCACAUUUGCAUGUCCCAACUCAGCUCAACAUCUGCUACACAUAAAUGUUUUGUGGUGAGAAUGCUAACCACAGAACUAUGCUAGCCCAAGCUACCGCUAACACCCUUGUUGGAUGAAAACAAAAAAGAAUGUUGGAGCUUACAUGUAAACGUUCCAGGAUGGACUCCAAAUUUCUAGACUUUGAAUGAAUGCCAGAUAGAUCCAUAGCUUGGAGCACGCAGCUAAUAUUCGUGUCCUGGCCGAGUGGGUGGAGAAAAGCAGUCUUUCCAUUUUAGGGCUUAGUCAUGAGGUUGGUUUUGCCCAUUUAUCAGGGCUCCUGGGCUAUUGUGAGCCCCAUCAAAGUUUCACAUGGUAUUAAAGGGCAGGGCUUUUCAAUUCUGGGCCUUGAUUCAGUGGUUGAAUCCCCUGUUCAGCAGCUCAUCAGGCUCUGCAGAAGCCUGUUAAUCACCUGCUGAUUGAAAUCCGUUGUGUUGAAGUAGGACUGAAACUAAAACAUGCUGGAUUCCGGCCCUCCAGGCCCGGCGUUGAAUAGCCUUGUUAAAGAGGAUCCAAACAACACCAUUAAAGGGGUGAUGUGCAAAUGUCUCGCCUCUGACUAAUCAAUGCCACCGUGACUCUUCCGCUGCCUUCGUUUGCUACUCUCUUGGGCAAAAACUGCAAUAGUGUUGGGCAAUUUGUAAAUUUGUUUUCCCACCGCCAAUCUUCAGUCCAAAAAAAAGAAGAUGGAUGAUUUACUCGUACAUGUGACGUCAUGACGCACGGACUGUGUGCGAACACAGAAGAUGCCCAAAACAUAGAUUUUUUUAUACAAGCGCAGCGCAUAUGUUUGCUGUGUUACGACCCCUGGGUUUUACCAUGGUUGGUCGUAUUAUUAUUACUGUUUAGUCAUUUUUUUUGCCCCCUGUUUUGGUAGUUAUCUUCCCAUCGUUUUGUUUUCUUUUGGAGUGACAACACCGGACCCAGAUACAAGACGGCUGCCUCCAUGCUGUUGUCCAGUAACCAUGGAAACCACAAUGAGCACCAGCAGCCUCAUCACUAGUGGAUCUCUCCACGGUUCUUCAGGUGGAAGCAAUUGGACUAAUCAUUUUCUCUGGAUCUGGAAAUGAUAAAAGGCUGGAGGAACUUUCACUCUAGGAGCUACUUGUAACCAAGUAGACUCCCUUUGGGCUAGUUUCAUGAUUUAGAAGUUUAAACAUCUUGAAAGAAAAUAAUUCCUUAGCUUUUAAUAAGUCUCUCAUUGGGUUUAGUAAUUACUCAUAGUAAAAGGACUACAGUGGCCACUGUUUGAGUUUGAGAGUCUUUUGUGGUUAAGUUGCUGAAUUAUUAUGUAGAAGGUGAAAGCUUCUUUAGGUUUUGGAAAUAACACCGAGUCUUCUAGUUAAUCCAUCCCACAUCUUUCUUUCUUUUGUACCAUCCUGUUGGACAAUUAGGUCUGGUAGGUUAUUUUUUUGCUGCCAGUUAAAAGAUCUGAGCCUUAGCCUCUUGCUUUAUUUUGUACUAACAUUGGACUCUCUGAGUUUCAUGUGCUGUGUUAGUUGUAUUGUUGUUAGGAUUUCCAGCUCUUGGUUUUUGUGUUAUCUUCUAAUGUGUAAAUACAUUUGUUUUUCUUUACACAAGUUCCUUCUCGUCUCCCUGGUUUCCCCUCCCUGAAGAAGGUAAAACGUAACCAGUGGGGGCUCAUCCGGGAUAUUAUCCUUUAAUGUUCACAUCUUAUUGCUGGAGCCUUCUUCACCAUUUCUUAUAUUUUCUCCCCUGAAGUGAACUUGUGUGUGUGUAGAAUUCUGUAGACUAACGGUAUGCAAUGUCUGUCUUUGAUUUGCAGGCUUUCUCGGAUGCACCUUCCCGUAGCCAGAUAGAGGGAUGUUGCAAACAGGAUUUAGUAGAGGUAGCUGUGCAUCUUCGCCUCACUGGGGCUCAGCAGAUGCGGAAGUUGGAGCUACGAGAACGGAUUGUGCUUGAAAUGGAACAAUUGAAACUGUUCCCCCCUGUGCCGGUUUCUGUUAAUCCUCUUCUCCUCCAGCAGGGGGCAAAUCAUGAGAAGGGCGAUGGUGGAACUGUGGCCGGGGACUAUGCAGACCGGGAGACAGACAUAGAGGAACGGAAGGAGACCCCACCUCCAGACUCCUUUCGAGAAUCGCCCGGGUCUGCUAAGCUGCGGGUCAGGUUGGCUCGACUAAAGCACGAGGCUGAAGAAAAAGCUCAGCGAAGGCAAAGGGAGAUGGAACUCAGGAAGUUCGAAAUCGAGGCUGAAACAAAAGUCCGACUCCGUCACGUGGAGCUGGAACUCCAAACACAGUUGGGAAACCAUUCAGCACGAGGAGUGGAUGAAAGAAAGGACAGUGGACCAGACCGGCUGGACAUCAGCAAGUCUAUCACGUUGUUGCCUCCAUUCCGUGAGACCGAAGUGGACAGCUACUUCACCGCGUUUGAGCGCCUUGCACAUGCACUCUCCUGGCCGUGGGAAGUCUGGCCCCUGCUCUUACAGAGUGGAAAAGCCCAAGAGGCAAUCUCAUCACUGUCCACUCAAGAUGUAACAGAUUAUGAUAAAGUAAAAGAAGCAGUUUUAAAAGCCUAUGAAUUAGUGACAGAAGCCUAUAGACAGAAGUUCAGAACAUUAAGGAAACGAAACGAAACCCAAACCUAUGUUGAAUUUGCCAGAGAAAAGAAUGGGUUGUUUGAUAAAUGGUUGAUGGCUGCUAAAGCUUCUUCCUUCUCUGAGUUAAAAGAGUUACUCCUCUUAGAGGAAUUCAAAAGAUGUCCUCCUGAAAAACUCGUGUUGUAUCUGAAUGAACAAAAGGUGUCCACAUUGUCUGCAGCUGCUUUAUCAGCAGAUGAGUUUGCAUUGACCCACCAUUUGAAUAAUGAAACCAAGUUUAAGCGUCCAACAGAUGGUAAACUCAGAGCACAAGAAAAACAAGCAAUAAAGAGUUUACUGCGGUGUUUCUAUUGUCAUCAGCUGGGACAUAUUGCUAAAGACUGCUUGAUCUUAAAGCGCAAAAAUGAAAGACGAGAGUCACCUCCCAGGGAGGUAGGGUUUUUAUCGAAUCCUCAUAAUCUCCAAUCCGAGGGUCAGAAAUAUGACAAAUGCUUCACACCAUUUGUAUCUGAAGGAACAGCAGCCUUAAUUUCUACUUCUGCAGUUCCAGUUAAAAUACUACGAGACUCUGGUGCUUCCCACUCAUUGGUUUUGAAAAGAGUGCUGCCUUUUGGCAAAAACAGUUACUCGGGUGUUUCAGUCCUGUUAAAAGGUUUAAACUCUGAGAACGCAUAGUUUCUACUACAUGAGGUCAUGUUGGAUUGUGAUCCAGCUAAGGGUAGAUUUAGUAAUGCCGUGAGCGACACUUUACCUAUUUCCGGGAUAGAUUUACUACUUGGAAACGACAUCGCUAGAGGACUGGUUACUCCUGCUCCAGAAGUCGUAGCACAACCAAUCCCGGACCCAGACUAUGUUCGGUUCUUCCGUGACAUAUUUCCCUCAUGUGUUGUGAUGCGCUCUCAAUCAAAACUAAAUGACGGGUUACUUGACAUUUCACCCCUGCUUGAAGAAAAUCUUGGGCAGGUCUCAGAACCAGAAUGUCACCCAGAACAAAUCUCCUCUGAAAAACCGGAGCAUUUAAAGCUUGAUGACAACCGUGUGUCUAGAACCACUUUAGUGCAAGAGCAAAAGGCCGAUAAAUCUCUAGAAAAAUGUUUUGUGGCAGUCAGAGGUACAGAGCAAAGUAACAUUAAGUACUUCUUUGAAAACGAGGUUUUGAUGAGAUCUUGGACUGAUCCUAAAGAUGCAGGAGCUACCUGGAAAACUGUAACACAGAUUGUUAUCCCUCAAAAAUUCAAACAUAAAAUACUGACAAUCGCCCAUGAGAGCGAUUGGUCAGGACAUUUUGGCAUUAAGAGAACUUACCAAACUGUUAUGGAACACUUCUUCUGGCCAGGCUUAAGAAAGGAUGUGAGUCAGUUUUGUAAGCGUUGCCAUAUUUGCCAAGUCGUUGGUAAAGCAAACCAAAACUUACCACCCGCUCCCAUCCAGCCCAUACCGAUUGUUGGGGAUGCCUUUGAUCACAUAGUGAUGGAUUGUGUGGGUCCUUUACCCCGCACCAAAUCAGGAAAAGGGUUUCUACUCACCCUUAUGUGUAAAAACACCCGAUUCCCCAAAGCCAUUCCCCUGUCUUCGAUAACUUCAAAGUUCGUUGUAAACGCAUUGGUGGGCUUCUUUUCCACAUGUGGAUUACCCCACACGAUUCAAACAGAUCAGGGCUCGAACUUUAAGUCUGAGCUGUUUAAAACGGUUACUGAGACCCUGGGAAUAAAACAUAUAAUGUCGUCAUGCUAUCACCCCGAAUCUCAGGGUGUGUUGGAAUGAUGACAUCAGACAUUUAAGAAUAUGUUGUGUAAAUAUUGCCUUACGACAGGAUGCCAGUGGGAUGAAGGGGUCCCCUUUUUGUUGUCUGCAGCGUGGGAGGCUAAAUAAGAAUCAUUAGGAUUCAGUCCUGCUCAGUUGGUCUUUGGCCAUGUUCCCCGUGGGCCAUUAAAGGCCUUGAAAGAACGAUUCUUGCAGGCACCUGAAAUAAAGCGUAUUGCUGUGGACAGGUACAUUAAGGGGUGCCAAUAUCGGUUACGGGAAUCGAACAAGGUGGCUAAAGAACACCUUCAAAGUGCCCAAAGGGUAAUGAAAAGCAACUUUGACGAAAAGGCUGUUAAACGGACUUUUCUCCCUGGUGACCAAGUGUUAAUGUUAACCCCCAUUACAGGUGGAACCAUUCACAGUCAGUCACAAACUUGGUGAAGCAACAUACAUUUUCAAAACUCCUAAAGGAAGAAAGAAGCUCAGACAGUGCCACAGUUAUAUGUUAAAACCAUAUUUCUCCCCUCAGAUGCCACCGUCCAACAUAACUUGUGAAAAGCUGGUGUGCGCAGCCAGUGGAAUCACAGAGUCUGGUGAUGAAAAAUAGGAGCUCGGUUAUAAACAUGUUGAUGCUAUUAGCCCCCGACUGGCUAACUCUGAGGCUCUUCUACAGUUAGAUGAGAAGCUUUCACAUUUAACAGAACCACAACAAAUGGAUCUAAGUGCAUUGAUGAAUGGGCACCUUUGUUUGUUUUCAGAUACCCCGACCAGGACUCACCUCGAUCAACAUGAUGUAAUCCUCAGUGGAAACAAGCCGAUCAAACAACACCCGUAUAGGGUCAGUCCGGAAAAAUGAAAGCUUAUGAAGCGAGACAGAUCACCUUUUAGCAAAUGGGCUAGCGGUAUUAAGCCACAGUCCCGGGAGCUCGCCCUGUUUGCUUGACAUGAAGCCAGAUGGAACAUCUCGGUUAUAAUAAAAUAAAUAAAAAAAUAAAACAUGGAAGGAUAAACAGAUAAGAUAAAGUAGAUUAAAGACAUAAAAAGAUAAAAACCUUACAAGAUUAAAGGAAGGAUGGACGGACGGACGGACAGAAAAAGAUUAAUGCAGCCCCAACAGGCAACAAGUCAGCGUCCCAUUUGUGCCGGGUCCAAGCCCGGGUAAAUGCAGAGGGUAGUGUAAGGAAUGGAUCAAAGCAAAAGAUAGAUAUAUGGAUAGAAGAACUGUAGUGAUGAUAGCAUAGUUUUCUAUGUAUUUUAGGGAUUUGGAGGUAUGUGACACCCGAAAAAUUAUUUCCCAGACCUGCACCCCUUUGUAGGGCUGGCGAAAUCCGGCCCCUGACACACACACGCACGCACGCACACACACACACACACACACACACACACUUAUGAAAGGUCGGCGAGCUCUGCAAAGAAGCCAAAAUAUACUUAACUAAUCUGCUUGAUCUGGCAAUUUAUUGCCAAUGAAAAGUUCAAACGGGUUGAAACUUGAGCUGCUUGCGUCUGCUAAAAAGUAGACUAUGCAAUUUCCACUGUGUGUGUGUGUGUGUGUGUGCGUGCGUGCGUGCGUGCGUGCGUGCGUGCGUGCGUGUGUGUGUGUGUGUGUGUGUGUGUGUGUGUGUGUUGGGGGUGGGUGCUGACCACCGGACAGACAUUUACUGGUUGCGUUCUGCUCGGCUUAAAACUAAUUCACUCUCGAUGACAACCCACCGUGAAAGACGAGACGAAUUAUUUUCACUCCCCCUCCCCUCCACCUUUAUUACCUGCCCUCACUGUGGCAGGUCACUCUCUCUAUAUAUCUAUAUAUCUAUAUCUAUGUAUAAAUAAUCUUCACUGUGCAUCUCAUUUUCUACACAUGAUCCUUCCCAAAUAUGUCUCAAUACCAGCUGUGUGUCUGGUCCCAUCAUAGAACCUAUGUGCUCUAAAUGCCCCCAAAGCGGCACAGGAAGUUAAAGCAAGAAAGAUUUGCUUUAGAAAAAGCAUCCAGACAUUAAUGCCCAAUCAAGGGCAAUGAGUAUGAGGAGUGCCAGACUGUAGAACUGGUGAAGUUAUUAACUUCCCUUGUGUGGAGCAAUAAAAACCCCAAAGCUA